Messenger RNA from Microcebus murinus (gray mouse lemur), 2230 nucleotides. Lineage: Eukaryota; Metazoa; Chordata; Mammalia; Primates; Cheirogaleidae. The record is from RefSeq and is a predicted model, not a curated record.
AUGGGCGGGGCCUCCUCUGCGCCGAGCUCGAGUUUCCAUAGAAACCCACAGGCUUCCCACCCUGGGGCUGGCGUAGGCAGGCUGCCAGCCAGGCCGUAUCCGCCAGCCUCUCUUCCCCACCCCAGGCCGCUCCAGCCCCGGUUCCUCCUGGCCCCUCCCCAGGCCUAUUCCUAUCCGGGAGCCCCUGGCCUCCGAAGCCCUCUUCCUUCAGGAACUUGGGCCUCUCUGAGCUACUGCCCCUCCGCCUCAGGCCUUUCUAGUCUCACCAGCUCUAGGGCCAGGCCAGGCCUCCUAGGCCGCUCUCUCCCCCACCCAUGGAGGGCCCCGGACUGGUGGUGCGCGGGGAGGCUGCGCCCUUUUCUACAGCACUCCGAAGCCUCGUCAACAACCCCUGGUACAGGCUGCUGGCAGAAGAGAAAGAUCCUCAGUCCCUUGGAUCCUGAAAGUGAUGUUCGCUUUGUGGUCGGUCAAGAACGGCAGGAGGUAUUUGCCCACCGGUGCUUGUUGGCCUGUAGAUGCAGCUUCUUCCAGCGACUUCUGGGCUCAGAGCCCGGCCCCAGGGUGCCGAGUCCCGUGGUGCUAAGCACUGUGCCAGCUGAGGCCUUCCUGGCAGUGCUGGAGUUCCUGUACACCAACAGUGUCAAGCUGCACCGCCACUCUGUGCUGGAGGUGCUGACGGCAGCUGUGGAGUAUGGGCUGGAGGAACUGCGAGAGGUGGGUUUCUGUGCCAGGUCCCUGUCUCAUUUCCCCUGCCUCUCAUGGGCCACUUCCCACCCUGCUUCACAGACACUCUGGCCUGGAGAGGAACGUGUGCCCACACAGAGAGGAGUAUGGAUGUCUUUCUGUCUGUGCCUGGAGUUUGUGGUGAAGGUGCUGGAUGUGGAGUUGGUUUGUGAGGCCCUGCAGGUGGCUGUAACCUUUGGCCUGGGGCCGCUGCAGGAGCGUUGCAUAGCCUUCAUAGAGGCCCACAGCCAGGUACAGCUCCUCAUCUUCAUACUCCUGACCCCACACCCCAUUCUGCUCCUCCCUGACCCAAACGCCGCCAACCCCCAGGAGGCGCUCCGGACCAGAGGUUUUCUGGAACUGUCAGCGCCUGCACUGCUGCCCCUGCUGCGCAGCGACAAGCUCUGCGUGGACGAGGCUGAGCUGGUCUGGGCGGCCCGGAGCUGGGCGCGAGUGGGCGCGGCGGUACUGGAGCGGCCUGUGGUCGAGGUGGCAGCACCGGUGGUGAGAGAGCUGCGACUGGCCUUGUUGGCUCCAGCAGAGCUGAGCGCCCUGGAAGAGCAGAACCGGAGGGAGCCGUUCAUCCCGGUGGAGCAGAUCGUAGAGGCGUGGAAGUGUCACGCCCUGCGGAGAGGGGAUGAGGCUCGAGGCGCCCCUUGUCGCCGCCGGAGAGGCACCCUGCCCCGGGAGCAUCACCGCUUCCUGGACCUGCCCUUCAAAUGACCCAACGCCAGGAUUUCGAAGACUCCUGAGCCUGCUCCAAACUACAUCUCCCGACGUGCUCGGAGCGAGCUUCUGGUUCCGGCAUGCUCCGCGAGCGGGGCGCCGGAAGGAUCCUUCUCUGCCAUGCGCGGCGCCCCGUGCGUGGGUUAUAGGGCGGGGCGAAACGCGAAAGCGGAGUGUUUUUAGCUGCCCGCGUUCACUGUGCGCGCUGACGCUGGACAUUUUCGUUCACCGGCCUACUCUGAUGACUCUCACAUAUCUAUUCAGCUCAGCUCCCUUUUUAAUUCCAGACCUGUCUCUUGGAGGUCACUCUGCCUCACAAACACCCUAGUCUCAGUGCAAAAUUGAGCUUCCCUUCUUAACCCAGCUGUACCCCCAUCGUGUUUCUCAUUUCCGUGGUUGCCCACACCAGAAACCUGGAACGCAUUCUACUCUUUCUUCCUCACACUUGCCUCAAGUGUGAGGUCGCUCUACCUUCUAAGAGACCUUUCUAGUUAGUUUAGUUUUCCAAGCCACGGGUUCAGCCUAUCCUGACAUGUCAUAUUAGUCUUUCUGCCUUCACUCCAUAACACCCUCAGUCCACUUCCCACUCUGCGGCCACACCUGAGAAUCUCUGUCCUACUUCCCUUAUUAAUUCUCCUAACAUCCUCGUUGCCCUCCAGGACAAAAUACAAUCUAUUUCACUUUCAAGACACUCAAAACUACUAGUGGUUCUUUUUUUUUGAGACAUAGUCUCACUCUGUUGCCCAGGCUAGAGUGUAAUGGUCUCAGCCUAGCUCACAGC